CACGUGCGACGAACAAAUCGGCCAAGAGACAAAGUAUUGUUUAAAAAAAAAAAAAAAAGUGUGCGCAUGCGUGGCUGUAAUCCUGCUGGGGCGCAGAUCGGGUAACCGCACGGAGGUCGAAAGUGACGUAUUUCCGAGCUCCUACUUCCGAGUCCUGGCAGACAGUGGAAUGAGUCUGUUUGUGGACACACAGAGGAACAUCCCUCUCACUGAGCAACUGUACCAGGCAGCGCGCGAAGCCACAGCGUGCUACAUUGAAGAAACUAUGACCGAGGGAGUCACUGUGUAUGUUUCUGAGAACAAUCUGGAGGCAGAAACAUCUCUCUCAGUCGAACCCUUCCCACCAAAUGAGUCGUUCAAUAAAGAGCAAACACGCUUUUUGAUCGAUUUAGUCCGCAGUCAGCUGGAGGCAGAUGGCAGAGGACUCCCGAGAACUUUGAAGGAGCUAAAUUACAGAUUGAAGUCUGCAAAAGGGCAGAAAAAAAACUUGUGGUUGGAUAUGGCCAAUAAACUCUCCAAACAGUUUAUGGAAACCUUUGACCCAAGUAAGGUGGCUAGAAAAUGGUACACGCUUGAGGAUGGAUACAAGAAAGUCCUAGAACAUAAUAGUAUAAGUAGUCCAACAAAAACUCGGUUCCAGUUUUUCACAGAGAUGGAAGAGCUGUUGGACAGCCAUCAUGACAUUGAUUUGUCUGCUGUUGGCACGGUGCAAGGUAUAGUCGGGCGCAGACGAAAGACAUUUGGUAUUGACUGUCAUAGAGACUCACCUGCAGCAAGACAAACACCUACGGCUUCACCAACACAACCUCUGCGCAAGCGGAGAAGGCAAGAAGAGGACUAUGCAACUCUUCUGGACUUUUUAAGGGAAUCUGAGGCAGCUAGUCAGCGACGGCACGAGGAAAUUCUGGCCCAAAUGAAAUCUGCUCAGAAAGGGUUUGAGGAGCUAAUGUGCAAAUUCUUGGAGAAAAUGUGACCACCUGUGUGUGCACACAACACAUACUUUGAUGUACUGCUAUUACCUUUUUCCCAAAAGUGUUUCCUUGUCCAUAAUAUUUUCCUAGCAUAGCCUUAAAAAAUGAAGUGUAUGACUGUUUUAGUUAUAAAUUUACAUACGUUGUGCUAAUCACAAAUUUACAUUGUUACGGCUUGAUACUUUUUUUUAAUGCUUAUUUCAUGUUAAAUCAGAUUUCCCUCUGUUACCAAGAAGGCUGUUCUAAUCAGGUUUGCAUUUAUAAAUGUAACCUGUUCUAUUGUCCAGGUUAAAAUUCCUGACUCAAUUCUGAGAACAAGAAGUAAACGUUUGUUUACAGUA
This is a messenger RNA of Tachysurus vachellii, 1312 nucleotides long. RefSeq lists its product as uncharacterized. The transcript has 3 exons. The coding region runs from base 170 to 973 and encodes 267 amino acids. Lineage: Eukaryota; Metazoa; Chordata; Actinopteri; Siluriformes; Bagridae. The record is from RefSeq and is a predicted model, not a curated record.